AUGGCGGACAAGGAGAAGAAGAAGAAGGAGAGCAUCUUGGACCUAUCUAAGUACAUCGACAAGACCAUCCACGUGAAGUUCCAGGGAGGCCGGGAGGCCAGUGGAAUCUUAAAAGGAUUUGACCCUUUGCUCAAUCUGGUACUUGAUGGCACCAUUGAAUGUAUGAGAGAUCCUGAUGACCAGUACAAGCUCACUGAAGACACUGGUCAGCUGGGGCUCAUGGUCUGCAGAGGUACCUCAGUAGUACUGAUUUGUCCUCAGGAUGGCAUGGAGGCCAUUCCAAACCCUUUCAUCCAACAGCAGGAUGGAUAGCCCUAGGCUGUGUCCAGAUAUGCCUGGGGGCUUUGAAGCAGCUCUGUUGAAUAGGGCUUUGAGGUUUCAUUUCAGCAGGGAAAUAUCUUCCUUUUCCAAAAGGACUCAUUACAAUUUGC
Trichosurus vulpecula (common brushtail) is the source of this 431-nucleotide messenger RNA. RefSeq names its product U6 snRNA-associated Sm-like protein LSm7. Gene Ontology annotation, biological process: mRNA splicing, via spliceosome; nuclear-transcribed mRNA catabolic process. Gene Ontology annotation, cellular component: Lsm1-7-Pat1 complex; U12-type spliceosomal complex; U2-type prespliceosome. The transcript has a single exon. The record is from RefSeq and is a predicted model, not a curated record. Gene Ontology annotation, molecular function: RNA binding. Bases 1 to 312 code for a protein of 103 amino acids. Lineage: Eukaryota; Metazoa; Chordata; Mammalia; Diprotodontia; Phalangeridae.